Arachis ipaensis is the source of this 608-nucleotide messenger RNA. Its product is annotated as cell wall / vacuolar inhibitor of fructosidase 1. Gene Ontology annotation, molecular function: enzyme inhibitor activity. The record is from RefSeq and is a predicted model, not a curated record. NCBI's taxonomy places the organism in Eukaryota, Viridiplantae, Streptophyta, Magnoliopsida, Fabales, Fabaceae. Gene Ontology annotation, biological process: negative regulation of catalytic activity.
UGUUCCUCUUCUUAUUCUUAAUUGCCAUGACUUCAUUACCAUCAAUAACUCACUGCAGAACCCUGAUCAUUCCAAACAAUGAAAAACUCAUCGAAAGCACUUGCAAGAAAACACCAAACUACAACGUCUGCCUUCAAUCUCUUAAAGCAUACCCCAGAAGCUCCGGCACCGACGUCAAUGGCCUGGCCCAAAUAAUGGUGAAGGUGAUGAGAUCAAAAGCAAAUGAUGCCAUUAACAUGAUCCAUGAGCUUCAAAGAAGUAGACCAAGUCAAGCACUGAGUUCAUGUGCAAGCAAGUAUAACGCAAUUGUGAUUGGUGAUAUACCAGAAGCCACUGAAGCUCUUGCGAAAGGUGAUCCUAAAUUUGCAGAAAAUGGAGCAAAUGAUGCUGCUAAUGAAGCUACCUUUUGUGAAAAUGGAUUCAAUGGGAAAUCACCUCUCACCCAACAGAACAAUGCUAUGCACGAUGUUUCUGCUGUUACUGCUGCUAUUGUUAGAUUAUUACUCUAGUUAAUUAGUUACUUAAUUAAUUAUAUUCACUAAAUAAUAUAUGCUUUUAAGUUCUAUUUGCUAUGAGAAGAAUGCUAAAAAAAUGAGUAAAUUUUGUGA